Messenger RNA from Lotus japonicus, 1861 nucleotides. Its product is annotated as protein DETOXIFICATION 16-like. Gene Ontology annotation, biological process: xenobiotic detoxification by transmembrane export across the plasma membrane. The record is from RefSeq and is a predicted model, not a curated record. The coding region runs from base 205 to 1623 and encodes 472 amino acids. Gene Ontology annotation, cellular component: membrane. Gene Ontology annotation, molecular function: antiporter activity; xenobiotic transmembrane transporter activity. NCBI's taxonomy places the organism in Eukaryota, Viridiplantae, Streptophyta, Magnoliopsida, Fabales, Fabaceae. The transcript is spliced from 8 exons.
UUAAAUCACGUAUAUAAAGCAACAUUUCCACAGAGAGAAACCUCAAUAUUGAUUUUAUAUCUCCAGUGCAGUGCUAUUUUUUAGAAAAGCUGCACUGGCAUCAUCUUUCAGAACAGAAGACAGUGUGUUAUUACAGUGUGUGAGAGUUUUGAGAGAGAUUCAACCAAAAUAAAAGUUGUAAAAGUGAGAGAGUGAGAGAGCAUAAUGGCCAUAUGGAGAAAGGGAAUUGCAGAUGAAAUAAAGAAGCAGCUAUGGCUUGCAGGGCCAAUGGUAUUUGUGUGUGUGUUUCAAAACAGUUUGCAGAUGAUCUCUCUCAUGUUUGUUGGGCAUUUGGACGAGUUGCAUCUAGCUGGUGCUUCUUUGGCCUCUACAUUUGUGAAUGUAACCGGUUUCAAUGUAUUGUUGGGGUUGUCAAGUGCGCUAGACACAUUUUGCGGUCAAGCAUAUGGAGCACAACAAUAUCACAAGGUUGGCAUAUACACACAAAGAGCCAUGUUUGUCACACUCCUUGUCACUAUUCCUCAAUCUUUUAUUUGGGCUUACAUAAAGCCCAUUUUGAUUCUUCUUCAUCAAGACAAAAAUAUUGCAGCACAAGCUCAACUAUUUGCUCGUUACAUGAUCCCAAGCCUUUCUGCCAAUGGCCUUCUUCGCUGCCUUGUUAAAUUCCUACAAACCCAAAACAUAGUGUUCCCCAUGGUGCUAUCUACUGGAUUUACUAGCUUAGCACAUGUCCUUCUCUGCUGGACUUUUGUAAUCAAACUUGGGCUUGGCAUUAAAGGAGCUGCCAUUGCAACUUGCAUCUCAAAUUGGCUUAGCAUGGUCAUGCUAGCACUUUAUGUAUGGUUCUCCCCUUCUUGCAAAAAGACUUGGGUUGGUUUCUCAUGGGAAUGCUUUCAUGACAUCCCUCAUUUUCUCAGACUAGCUUUUCCUUCAGCAGUCAUGGUCUGCUUAGAAUCAUGGACGUUUGAACUCUUAGUGCUCCUAGCUGGUGCUCUUCCCAAUCCAAAGCAGCAAACUUCAGUGCUUUCGAUAAGCAUUACUACAACCGGGACAAUUUGGAUGAUACCAUUUGGAAUCAGUGCUGCUGGAAGCACAAGAAUCUCAAAUGAACUAGGGGCUGGUUCUCCAAAAAAUGCACAUUUAGCUGUUAAAGUCCUCUUGUUGAUGGCCUUCACGGCGGGAAUUAUAGAAUCAGCUUUUUUCAUGGCGGUGUGGAAAGUUUGGCCUCGUGCUUUUACCAAUGUACAUGAAGUGGCCACUUAUUUGACUUCCUUGACUCCAAUUGUUGCAACCUCUGUCUUUGUGGAUUCAAUUCAAACAGCACUCCAAGGUGUGGCAAGAGGAUGUGGUUGGCAGAAGCUUGGUGCAUUUGUUAAUCUUGGGUCUUAUUAUUUUGUUGGUGUUCCAUUUGCAGUUGUGUUUGCUUUUGUCCUCCAUAUGAAGGGAAAGGGGCUAGUUUUAGGCAUUGUAUUAGCACUUAUUGUGCAAGUUGUGGUGUUUUUUCUCAUCACCUUACGCACCAAUUGGGAGAAAGAAGCCAAGAAAGCAGCAAUAAGAGUAGGAGACAAUGAAGUCCAAAUGAAUGCACUUCCGGGUGACCAAAACGUUACUCCUCCAGCCUAAUUUUGCUAACUCUUGGCAUAAUCCUAGUUAUUAUAUGGAGCCACAACUCGGCAUCAAUGUACUUCAGGAAAAAUGUAGAAUCGUAACUAUUGCUUAGCAUAUAUAGUCUAUUGUUGCAGAACUCACUGCUGAAAUUUUGUUAUUUAAUAAAUUAGGAUUUUGCUCCUAUUUGACUUCCAUAUAACACUGCUGAUUAUUGGAGCUUGGAGUGCUGUUUGAAUUGAAUCCAAUUAUUGGA